Sphaeramia orbicularis (orbiculate cardinalfish) is the source of this 2410-nucleotide messenger RNA. RefSeq names its product cyclin J-like (gene ccnjl). Lineage: Eukaryota; Metazoa; Chordata; Actinopteri; Kurtiformes; Apogonidae. The transcript has 5 exons. The record is from RefSeq and is a predicted model, not a curated record. The coding region runs from base 653 to 1936 and encodes 427 amino acids.
AUUAGAAAAAGUUUCCCGUGUUGCUGUAUUUCUGUACGAGCUGCAUCCGUGUCGAGUCGCUGAGUUUUUUCGCCGAGUGCUGUUUUUGUUUUUUAACGAGGCGAGUGUUUCGGAGCUCGGUGGGCAGUUAACUUAUGAAGCCCCACUGUUUGGCCGCUGUCUCGUGGUGCAGAUACAUUUUCAAUCAUAAGCAAAAGUAUACGUAAGUUAAUUGUGUAUUAUCUAUACUAAAUAACCAUGCCAAUAACAAUAACAUUACAGUGAGUGCUGCGUGGAUUUAGUUGACCCGCAGCAUGGUGGUGUGGGCAUUUAACUGAGCCAUUUAAAUUCCCGUGCAGAGAAAAUGGCCUAAGCAUGAGAGACAUAUCUGCCUUAGGAUUAGCAAGGUGUUCACAAACUUUACCAGAACAACAGUUACAGAUUACCCGGGGCUUAAUAUUAGUGUUUGGUUGGUUGUAACAACAGAAACCCUGUUCGAUUAAAUCUUAAUAAUUUAGAGUUAGUUAGCAUAACUUUAAUCCGGCUUCACGCUAUGCUGUGUCUGAUGGAUGGUUGAAGACCAUGUUCAGAUUAGUUCCUUUCUGAGAACUUUGUCUUGUUUUGGAAACAUCUGUCUCAGCAGGUAAAACUUAACCUUUGAAGUCUCCUCUGGAUGGGAAAGAUGGAGAGGGAGUUGCAAUGGUGGAAAGGACAGCUAGCAGCAGAUAUCCAUCAGUCCCUCCGCAUCAAGGAGCUGAAGUUACCCGUCUACCGGGCCCAUUCUCCACAAAUUGGCAUGCGUCGGUACUUUGCAGACCUGUUGGCCAUCCUGAGUAAUCGCUACCAGCUAUGUCCUACAGCUCGUCACCUAGCCGUCUACCUGCUGGAUUUGUUCAUGGACCACUAUGAUGUUGCUGUCAAGCAACUCUAUGUCAUUGCCCUCUCCUGUCUGCUCUUAGCUAGUAAAUUUGAGGAGAAGGAGGACCGGGUUCCCAAACUGGAGCAGCUGAAUUCUCUGGGUUUCAUGUGCAGCCUGAACCUGGUACUCAAUAAGAGGGAUCUGCUCAAAAUGGAGCUUCUGCUGCUGGAGACCUUUGGCUGGAAUCUGUGCAUGCCCACACCUGCUCAUUUUAUUGACUACUACCUCCAUGCCUCUGUGCAGGAGGGUGACCUAUACAACGGCUGGCCCCUGUCGUCCUUCUCAAAAACCAGGGCUUUUAUGGACAAAUACACUCACUACUUCCUGGAAGUUUCACUGCAAGACCAUGCUUUUCUGAGUUUCCGACCAUCUCAGGUCGCUGCUGCAUGUGUUGCAGCAUCUCGCAUAUGCCUUCAGAUUACCCCUAGCUGGACGACUGCUCUGCAUCUACUAACGGGCUACACAUGGGACCACCUCACCCAGUGCAUUGAACUAAUGCUGCUUGCUCAUGACAACGAUGUUAAAGAGGCCAACAAAACCAAAUCCACCCCUCCUCACCGGCCCUCCUCCCUGCAGUCACAGCCCCAGACCUCUCAUCUCUCUCCAGUAUCAGCCAUCCAGAGACCAGCCUCCUCCUCUUCCACCUCCUCCUCCUCCACCACCACCACACCACAGCUGCUCUUCCAGCCUGACAGCUUCCCACAUCUUUCCCAGCAUUCCCCCUCCCUAUCUCAGCUGCAAGCAUUAGCGGACUCCCAGGGUCUGGGGCCUGUAGUGAACAUGUCUCAGGACUUCCUUCAGACCCACAGAAUGGGUAUGCUCACCGGGGCUGCUUCCAUGACUCCAGGGGGUGGGUUUCCCACCUACCCAAGCCUGACGUCUAGUCUCCAGCCAGGGGCCCGUGCUCUGCCUCUCCAAGGCCCCCUUUCUAUGCAGAUGGCACUUGCUGGAGAGCCACGCCAUUGUCUGAGUAUGGCCUACAACGGGGGCUACCUGGGAGCCCAUCACACAUUCGCAGCUGGCUGUUUUGACAGGUGACGCCAGGAGACGGAGAGGGAAAACAAACCCCUACGGGAGUACACUUCUAUACUUCCGUCCCAACUUCCUCCCCCAAAAGACCCAUUUACGGACCUCCUCUCUCUCUCCGUCAGUUCCGCAGCACCUUCAGUAUGUCCAGCUCCCCCACCCCCCACACAGAGACGCCUCAAACGUAAGCAAAGGUCCAAAGGCAAGACAGACCCUGUAGAAGUCAUCACUCUGACAUGACAAAUGCUUCACGGACUUGUAUGAAAUAAUAAGACACAAACUGUUAUAUUUUUAUUCUUAACUGGUUUAGUGAAUCUGUGUUGUUCUGUGACUGCCAUCACUGUGAAUGAGAUGAAAGCAGCAGUGUGACUGAACACCCGCCUCAUUCAGUGCCUGUUCUCAGUUGAGUUAUAGCUGAGCCAAUUUUAGAAGUACACAGAACCCAUACUAUCGGUGGUGAGGGUAUCUUGCUGCUUGACACUUUAA